Microstroma glucosiphilum is the source of this 658-nucleotide messenger RNA. RefSeq names its product cytochrome b5. The record is from RefSeq and is a predicted model, not a curated record. The transcript is spliced from 3 exons. The annotation marks the transcript as partial. Gene Ontology annotation, cellular component: endomembrane system; membrane. Lineage: Eukaryota; Fungi; Basidiomycota; Exobasidiomycetes; Microstromatales; Microstromataceae.
CGACGUUGCCGGCCCGAAGAAGUGACCUCCCCAUCUUCCUGACCGGUGUCCUCGUUCAAAUCUCACAACACAAGUUCAGGCAAAGAUGGACUUCUUCAAGAGCAGCCCGCCACCUGCUAGUGCAAGCAUUUUUGCGCACCCGCUGCUCCAGGCCAUCACACACAACCCGCUCAAUCUCGCCCUAAGCGGUAUCCUCCUCUACCUCCUCCUCCCGCUCUUCAUUCCCACUUCCAUCUCCAGCCUCACUCCUACCGUCACAGAGGCAAGUCGAAUCACCUCAUCGGAAGCCUACAACUACCUCCCAGCUCAGCAUCCUCAGUCUGCACAGUGGAAGAAGUACACACCAAGGUCGCUGGCGAUCUUUGAUGGGAGCAGUAAAGAGGGCGGAGCGACGAUCCUCCUCUCCAUCAACCGGAAGGUUUUUGAUGUGUCGACUGGGGGACGCUUCUACGGGCCAGGCGGACCCUAUGGCAACUUUGCAGGGCGUGAUGCUUCACGUGGCAUGGCGAAGCAGUCCUUCGACUUAGAAAUGCUCACACCUUUGGACAAGCCAAUUGACUCGCUAGCAGACCUUAGUCAUGGUGAAAAGACGAGCAUGAGGGAAUGGGAAGGUCACUUCAGUGCCAAGUAUCCGAUAGUGGGAGAACUAGUCGAAGAA